UUUAAUUUGCUCUGUUGAAGAUACUAUUCCGGACAAAGUUGGAGUACUUUUUCCACGUAAGCAGCUAGCUGAAAUUACUGAAAAUAACCAGAAUGCGCGCCAGAAUGAGAUAAUACAAUGACAACCACGAAGUCUAAGUUUUCAAGAGUACUUAAAAUUUUCGAUUUUUAAGGGGAAGUGGUCUGAGAAGCGAUUGGAUUCUGGUAUUGUUCGAGACGUUAUCACGGAUUAUCUGAGUCAUCUUUUGAAGUCAUCUAAACGUUCAAAGACCCCAUACGCAGCACCUCUAAUCGAAGAUGAAUUACACAGCUUAUAUUCCAGACUACCAUCUAUUCAUAGAGUAUGCCAACACGUAUGCCCAGCUACCCUUGUUUCCCUUCUUUGAUGUGGCCCAUUACAUCAUGAUGAUUCUAGCCCUCCGGAGAGAUGCAGGAGAUGGAUGCAUCUCUCUGGCGGAGAACAACCCCCUCGCUUGCUGGGUGUGUAGCAUGCUGUCCUGUUUCGCUGGAUACAUACUGAGCAAUGCUCUAUUAGGACAGUCCCUCUUGGCUCCCUUUGCAUACCACUUGAAGAUCGGCAUUGCUACAGUAGUAUGGUACCUUAUCUUCUACUCACCUGCUGAUGUGUUCUACAAGCUGGUGACCAGCUUCCCGGGGAAGCUUGUGGUCGGUCCCAUGAAGGAGGCUGUCAGGGCACGCAAGGUCGGACUGGGUGUGCUUCAGGCUGCUCAGGUCUAUCCUCAGGGAUUCAUCAUCAUGGUCAUCAUCGGAACUGUCAGAGGAUCUGGAAGUGCCUUCAUGAGGUUCUUUGAGAGAGUCUUGCGAGGAGCUUGGAAUCCGACUCAGAAUGAAUUACUCAACCCAUCAUUCACCACCAAGGCCACCAUACUCUGCAGCAUCCUCCUCACCAUGGAAACACUGGACUACAUCCCCAUAGAUGCACCAGAGCUAAUGCUGAUGCUCACGACCUUCCUGGUAGGCUUCAAGAUGGCGUCCAUCAUGUUUAAUGUCGGCGACCCGCUUGUGUCGUUAGAGAAACCCUGCCGAUCCCUACUAUUUGGAAAAUGGUUUGGAAAGGAUGCCCCCAAAGAUGAGAAAAGAGAUGAAAAGAGCAGGAAGAAGGAUGGAAAACCCAAAAAGGAAUGAAACCAGCUUGGUAGAUGGGGUAAUGUAAUAUCCCUACGCUGUCAGGAGUUUUCUGCUUCCAUCACUGAUAUAGAUCGCUCCAGAUGGUUGAUGUAGAUGAUCUUUGAAAGUAUAUUGCAGUGUUGCACUGGGUUAUCAUCAUUAGACUAUUACUUGUGAGAUGAGGGGUAUGUUAUUAGGUGAGUAUAACCGGGAAUGAAUUUACUGAGUAGAAUAUAGUAUUGCAGUGUCACUCUGGUUAUCCACGUUGGUCAGAAAGAUGAGGGAGCCAAUAUUCUUGGCCCAAGAAGUUACAAAAUAUUGCAAAGGAAAUCGCUAGUCAAUACUACAAUGCUGCAUACACUUGAUCUUUUCCAGAGGUAUGGUAUUCUGGUUAAGGCCAUCGGUUUGUCAUAGAACUUCCCUCUGUUGACAUUCUAAGGACUUCCAAUCUUAACCUGGUGACCUCAGAAAUUCUGUAAUUCUCAUAGACGUUGUAUAGGGACAAAUUGGGUUCAGAAGGCGGCAGGUUAGUUCUCAGGCUUCACUCAGCUCUGGGAACUGCAGGAAAUGCAGUACAUUCCAUAAUUGAAUCAUACAAGGUAGUAGGAGUUUCUACAGCAAGGAUUCUUUAUUGCAUAACAAAAAUUAGUGUCUUGUUACACGAUGAUGAUAACCGAGUCAAGAUUUAACCUCUUGGCUUGUAAUUUGUGUGAUUCGGAUAGGCCUUGUGCAGUCAGGGACUAAAUGGGUCCAUUAUAAGCAAACAGUUAACACGUUGACUGCUGAAUUGUGUGAUUCCCAUAGGUUUUGUACAGGGACUACUGGAUCCAGUAGACAGUGAGGUAUUAUACGGUUAUUUGUCCACAAGACCGCAACACCUUUGAUAAUAAUUAUCAGCAAACAGAUAAUUGAGAAUAAGACACAUUUUAAAAAGCAGCAUUGUAAAAUAGUAAGAAGGUUAUGUUUUGUACUAAAGUUGAUCUUUAUGUAACUUCAGAGUGGGGUGAUAAUAUGAAAUGUUAAUUUUGAAGUUUGGGGGGAUAUUUUCAUUGGUUUAGGCUUAAAGUAUUGACAUUUAUUAAUAACAAAAGGGGUCAUUUACUUUAAAAAAAACUGUUUAUUUGCACCUAUGUAUUUUGCAGUGCAUGUGGUGAUUUUAGUCAAAGUUAACACAUAUUCAAGCUUAUUUAUUACUCAUGUUCAUUGCCUUUGAAAGUAUUUGGCAGUAUAACACUUUAGGGUCCUCUCUAUUCAGUUGAGUCCAGAUGUGUUUGGACAUCCCACAUGCAAAAGGUGCAAGAAUGGUGCUAAUUCUUUUGCUUAUUAAGAUUUGAAACGAUUCCUGGAUUGUUAAUUCUCUGAAAUCUUCAGUCCCAGCAAGAGUGUUCCAUGCUGUAAAAUAUAAUUUAAUAAAAUCCUAAUGUUAGGAUUAUUUCCGAAGUUUUUUUGAAAUUCAAAGAAAUUAGGUACAAGUUAUUUUUAGAAUUACAGUGAAGAAAUUUUCUUUGUUCUUGAAUGAAAAUUCAAAGUUUUUAUAAAUGUGGACACAAGUUUUAGGUUUUCAGUGAAUAACUUUUCAAUUUAGUGAGGCUCAUACUAGAAAAGAAAUCAACCAUGAUGUAACUGAUUGUUUUCAUUACGUGAUAGUUGAUUGAUUAUGUUUACUUGAAAUGAAAUCCCCUAAUUGUGUGCUCCAUGUAUUGAGGGGUAUUGUGCAAAUGUACAACUAGAAUUACGUUGUAGAAUAAAUGUUAUAAAUAUGAUAUGGACGAUAAGAUUAUGGACAAAAUUAGACCUGCCAUUAUAGAUUUUAGCUCAAUAUCAUCUCGCCUUCUCUUUUGGUGCUGCCUCUUAUAUUGCCAAUUUUUUAUUUAUCUAAUUGCCCUCAGAAGAUAUAAGAAAAUAUACAUCAGAAGAAAUAAUUAAAUAUACAACUCAUUUAUAUUUGUGAGUGUAAUAGGAUAGUGAUUGAGAUUUGUUAAAUUCAUUGCCCAUCUCAUUGUAUGACUUACCAAGUGCAUUACAAAAUAUUGUCUGAUCUGUAAAAAGAUAAUUGUUUCUUCAUUGUUUUUUUAGAGAAUUUUCCAACAUUGCAUUUAUUGAACAUGAUGCCAACCAACUCGAAACUCACAAUAAGUCACACAGUAAUGUACCUUGCUAUGAGCAAAAACAAUUUAGUAAUUUGAUUUUUAAAGAAUCUGUCAAUUUAGAAAGUUGUUUUUGUUAAAAGUGUAAUUCUUUGUACCAUUUUUUUUAAUUUUGAAAUUCAACUCUCGAAAUAGAUGCAGGUAUAGAGUACUGAAGUGUGGCAUCAUCAAUUUUCCAUUUUGCAUGUCAUCGUUUUGAUACCAUAUUUCGAUAGAGCAUGAUGCAAAACCCCCACAAACCAAAUUUGGUGGGAAUUGGUCCACGUGGUGCUCCAAGAUAUGACCUCAUGAAUACAUAAUUAGUCCUAAUGAAGUCAAUGUAUUGGGCUCGUUCUAAAUGUUAGAAACCAGGCCAAUAAUACAUUGAGUUCAAUGGGACUGAUUAUGUAUUCAUGAGGUCAUAUCUAAGGCCUCCAUAAACCAAUUCCCUCCAAACUAUGGUGUCAAAAUCGUGGAAAUACAAAAAAUAUUUUUUUGUGACGAUGUCACUAUUUUCAUUUAUCUUCUGUACAUCUGUUAUUUUAAUCUGGUUAUAUUUUAUCUAACAUGUUAAUGUUAAAUGUUUUGGACCCCACGGAAGAUCAGCAUGACUGUGCCAGACAUGCUGAAUGUGGGCAAUCCACCGUAUAUAAUUUUCCUUUUAAUACGGAAAUAAAUACUACUACUUUGAUUUGUGGGGGACUGCAGAGAGAGUUAACAUAUCUAUUGAGCAUUAUAAAUAAUACAUGGUGAAAGUUAACCAAUUAUUUUCAGUCAGUUUCAGCUCCUUGUAAAACACCCCCCCCUAGAUUUUCCUUGUUCUAUAGGUCAUAUCUAAGGCCUCCAUAAACCAAUUCCCACCAAACUAUGGUGUCAAAAUCAUGGAAAUACAAAAAAUAGUUUUUUUGUGACGUCAUCACUUUGAUGCUCUAUUUGUGGGGGACUGCAGAGAGAGUUUCACUUUCACAUAUCUAUUGAGCAUUAUAAAUCAUACAUGGUGAAAGUUAACCAUUAUUUUCAGUAAGCUUCAACUCCUUGUAAAACACCUCUCCCCAAGAUUUUCCUUGUCCUAUAUUUCACCUUUUUCUUGCUACAUGCAGGCAAUAAUCAACUAGAUACAGUGCAAUAUCAAAUAUUCAUCUAUUUGAAAGUAAUAUUGAGUAAUAUUGAAUAUAAAUUGAGAUCAAGCAUCUCAACCCUAUUGUGUAUGACAUUGGACUCUAUAUUUAUACAUGUAUCACCCAUCAGA
This is a messenger RNA of Lytechinus variegatus (green sea urchin), 4502 nucleotides long. RefSeq names its product trimeric intracellular cation channel type 1B.1-like (gene tmem38a). The record is from RefSeq and is a predicted model, not a curated record. Gene Ontology annotation, cellular component: membrane. Gene Ontology annotation, molecular function: potassium channel activity; identical protein binding. Gene Ontology annotation, biological process: potassium ion transmembrane transport. The coding region runs from base 297 to 1145 and encodes 282 amino acids. The transcript has 6 exons. Lineage: Eukaryota; Metazoa; Echinodermata; Echinoidea; Temnopleuroida; Toxopneustidae.